Messenger RNA from Cottoperca gobio, 986 nucleotides. RefSeq names its product guanine nucleotide binding protein (G protein), gamma 12a (gene gng12a). Gene Ontology annotation, molecular function: G-protein beta-subunit binding. Bases 392 to 610 code for a protein of 72 amino acids. The record is from RefSeq and is a predicted model, not a curated record. Gene Ontology annotation, biological process: G protein-coupled receptor signaling pathway. The transcript is spliced from 3 exons. Gene Ontology annotation, cellular component: heterotrimeric G-protein complex. NCBI's taxonomy places the organism in Eukaryota, Metazoa, Chordata, Actinopteri, Perciformes, Bovichtidae.
UUUUGGUCGGUCCGCCUCUCUCCUCCCGACUCAAUUCAGCUGUUCUCGUCGCAAAGCUUCAAGUGGCGGAGCAAAAGGAGAGGAGAGGGGGAGACUGGUCUUACAGAGAAGGAAAAAAAGUAAACGAAAUUAAAUAUUAACACCAACCGUCAGCGGAAAGUGAAAGCGGCACGAUUCGGCAGCUUUGAAGUCGCCGCUGGGGUCCAUGUAGAGCUGUUAUUCACAGUCUAUGGUGUAAACACAGAGUGUAGUUGUGACAUUGCGUUGUGAGCGACACAGCAGAGGGAAAGGUCUCCUCCCAAUCUGUUGACUGAUACAGGUUGGCUUCAGUGAAAGGAGACACGGCGAGACCUGACUGUACAUUCCCCCGGCCAGUGUUGUGUUGCCCAGGAUGUCUUCGAAGGCUCACAGCUCCAAUAACAUCGCCCAUGCCCAGCGGACGGUGCAGCAGCUGAGAAUAGAGGCGAGCAUUGAGAGGAUAAAGGUCUCCAAAGCCUCUGCAGACCUUAUGAACUACUGCAGUGAACACGCCAGAAACGACCCUCUGCUAAUGGGCAUCCCCGCCUCAGACAAUCCCUUCAAGGACAAAAAGCCCUGCACUAUAUUGUAGUGGAUGCCACUUAGCCUUUCUGUGUUUGCUUAUUAAUGUUGCUGUAUUCUUUUUGUUGGGAGGAGUGAGGGGUGUGAUCGUAUCAUUACCAUGUGUUCACCUGUUCUGUUAAGUCAACAAUUCAACCAGGAUUUUACUCCAAAACAGCCGUCGGUAAUGAGCAAAGAAAUGUCCAGUUUGAUCUCUGACCACUAAUUUUAACACUCUGGCUGCAUGAGUUGCAAUGGGUACAUAAUGUUGCUUAAAUAAUAAUCAACAGCAGAGAUUAUUUUCUGAAUGUUGUGAUACUCGUCAGUGAUGCCUUUGGUCCUAUCAGUGGCGGGCCAUGCAUUUCACACCUAGGCCUUCAGUGAUGUCCUACACAGUCCUACCUGAA